CACAGGAUGGCGUGCUAAAGUGUUCCGAAACUACAAACCCCACCCUGGUUUCAAGUAUCCUACGAGGCUGUUCAUGGCUUGUACUAUGUCGGUAUUCGGCUUGUACCAGGUUGCUCUAUGGUUUGUUGUAUUGGGAUUGCAAUUGCUCAACCAAGCCAUGGCGCUUAUCUCUGGAUUAGCGCAGGCACAAUUUGAGUUGAAGAAUGAGACUGCCGCAGCUGCCGAUAUUGCACAGAAGAUAGACGAGGCUCAUUAUACCUUAACAGUUUCUUGGUAUGUGUCAUUCGGCUUGGCGGUUUUCCUCCUUCUCUCGUACAUCCCAGGAAUUUUAAAGAACUACAGAACACACUUGUUGAACUUGUUUGCUGGCAAAAAAGAACCUCUACCUCCGCAUCUGAAAUUGCAAACUGAAGAAUAUAUUGUCGGUAGCCUAAAAUAUAUCGGAUUCCAAGUGGCCUUCUUCCUCACAGGUUACAUAAGUGUUCAGUUGCUCCUCUUCUUGUUGAUUGGUGGAUUAGCUAUGCUCAUUCGAGCCAUCAUUUGGAACAUGGAAGCUAUCCUCAUCAACAUCAUAUUAGAACUUGCUCUACCAUCAGCAGUUGUCGGAAUGUCGGUGAUGUUCUGCCAGACGCUCUUUGUCAGACUUCUGUUCGUUCAAGACAAGAUUAAGGAAGACGAUGAUGAUCGACCGUUAGCGAUACAACACAAGGUCUGGUUCCUGAUCUUCUCCUUUGUUAUGAUGUUCUUGAAUACGCUGUAUGGUAUCAUCAUGGCGAUUAUCCGCUACCUGAUCGGAAUUGUUAGUCUUGCUCUCUUUCUGCCGAGGAUUGAUCUACCCAUCUUGAUGCCAAGCAUGCCAGACCUAAUCUACAACGUGUAUGUUGGCAAUAUGCACACAGAGAAUGCGCACAGUAACCCCGUCCUCGUCACCUUCUGUCACCUCAUGGUGUUUGACGUCCUCAAGUCACAAAAGAAACAUCGCAAAAUGAAACGCUUGACCGAUCGCGGUUUUACCAUUAGCCAGGAUAUUAGCACUUACAGCGAUCUUGAAGAGUCAACAGAUGAGGAAAAAGGGCCAACACAGCCCAUCGGUUUAUUCAAGUACUUCCGUUGGCACUUGGCAAUCACACUCAUCAACAACCCGUCUCUGAUUCAUCUACGUAAGCGCCCUGCUGUUUCCUUGGAUGAAGAGGUCACCAUGCAGAACGGGGAACUUAAAACUGUGGCCAUCGGGGCAGAAGGUGGCGCCCAACAUAACAUGAUGCCGCAUAUGGUAGAGGUGAUAAAACGCCACCAUCUGGACAAGAAGAGAAGCAGUAUUGAUGCGACUAAUGUUGCUGACCUUCUUGUAGAUGACAUCAAACCCACACUCAGCAUUCAAGAAACAAAAGGUUCUUCCUCGUCCAAAACAAAACCAGACGAACCUAGUUCGUUCUGUUAAAUCUGCCGUGGCUGUAGUAGACCUAAAGGCACUAGACAACUUUGGUAAUUGUCAAAGAUCAGUAUUUUCACAUGGUGUAUCCCAGCAUAUGUAUAAA
This is a messenger RNA of Asterias rubens (European starfish), 1538 nucleotides long. Its product is annotated as stimulated by retinoic acid gene 6 protein-like. The transcript is spliced from 11 exons. Gene Ontology annotation, molecular function: retinol transmembrane transporter activity; signaling receptor activity. Gene Ontology annotation, biological process: vitamin A import into cell. Gene Ontology annotation, cellular component: plasma membrane. NCBI's taxonomy places the organism in Eukaryota, Metazoa, Echinodermata, Asteroidea, Forcipulatida, Asteriidae. The record is from RefSeq and is a predicted model, not a curated record. The coding region runs from base 74 to 1441 and encodes 455 amino acids.